CAGGGCGGCUUUCAACACUUCCUCGACGUAGGGCGUGUACAUGGCCCUCCGAGUCACAGUGGCUCCAAGCAAGGUUGUUCUGCAGAACCUUCUGGUAUGUGUCAUCCUGUUCUACACAGUAUACUAUGCAUCUCUAUACAUGUUCUGCCUGAUACUCAAGGUAUAUGACUUGGACAUCCUGGCCCCAUUUGAUUUCAAAAUGAGUCCUUCAUGGCUGAACACAAAUUAUAAAGUUCUUUUGGUCUCGACAGAGCUUACCUACCUUGUUUGUGGAUUGCUUUUUGUUCUGGUUGUUGAAGAAUGGCUUUGGGAUUAUGCCAUUUCGGUGGCUUUUAUCCAUGUUGCUAUCACAUCGACUGUUAUGCUGGAAUUCCCAUUGACAUCACAUUGGUGGGCUGCUUUAGGUAUAGUUCUAGUCUCUGUUCUCUACUGCAAAUGA
Messenger RNA from Dipodomys spectabilis (banner-tailed kangaroo rat), 439 nucleotides. RefSeq names its product transmembrane protein 244 (gene Tmem244). The coding region runs from base 41 to 439 and encodes 132 amino acids. The record is from RefSeq and is a predicted model, not a curated record. Lineage: Eukaryota; Metazoa; Chordata; Mammalia; Rodentia; Heteromyidae. The transcript has 5 exons.